AUGGGCUCCUUGCGCCUUCAUGUCGAUGGGAAGUCGUUUCGUGAUACGCAGGGUCGAGAGAUUGUACUCAGGGGCAUUAAUGUGGCUGGCGACGCCAAAUACCCCAAGACGCCGGAUAUCCCAUCAUUCCAAUCAGACAAAUUUUUCGAUGCGGAUGAUGUAUCGUUCAUCGGAAGACCAUUUUCUCUCGAAGACUCGCAUUUACAUUUCAAACGGCUGCGCAAAUGGGGCUAUAACACGAUCAGGUACAUCUUCACUUGGGAAGCCAUUGAGCAUGCCGGACCAGGUAUAUAUGACGAUGAAUGGAUUGAUUUCACUAUCCAGGUCCUGAAGAUAGCCAAGAAAUAUGAGUUUUAUGUCUUCAUGGACCCUCAUCAGGAUGUGUGGUCGCGGCUAUCUGGGGGCUCCGGAGCACCCAUGUGGACGCUCUAUGCGGCUGGGUUUGAUCCUAAGAGCUUCAAGGAUACCCAAGCAGCUCUUGUUCACAAUACAUUUGACAAUCCGGCUGAGUUUCCAAAGAUGAUCUGGAGCACGAACUAUACUCGACUGGUGUGUCAAACAAUGUUCACGCUCUUUUGGGCUGGGCGAGACUUUGCGCCUAAGGCCAUAAUCGACGGCGUGAACAUCCAGGACUACCUUCAGAAUCAUUUCAUCGCUGCCUGUAGCUAUUUCGCAAAGGCAAUCCACGAAGCUGGUGAUCUCGAACAUGAUGUGGUUAUUGGUUGGGAAAGUAUGAAUGAACCACACCGCGGUUUAAUAGGGGUGCAGGAUAUCUCUGUGAUACCGCCUGAGCAACAACUACAGCUUGGAACAUCACCCACAGCUUUCCAGGCAAUUCUAACUGGUUCUGGGCGAGCCUGCGAGCAAACAACUUGGGCUUUUGGUAGUUUUGGACCCCAUCAAACAGGCAGAGAGCUUGUUGAUCCAGAGGGGGUAAAAGCAUGGUUAGACGCUGACUAUGAUGACAGCAAAUAUGGAUGGCAGCGAGACGAAGGUUGGAAGCUUGGUAAAUGCAUUUGGGCCCAGCAUGGAGUGUGGGAUCCGUCAACAGACACUCUACUACAAAAGGACUACUUUUCCAAGGUACCUACGACGGGAGAAAGGCUGGACUACGAGAAAUUCACCAACACAUAUUUCUUGGCUCACUAUCGUGCAUACAGAGAUGCGAUCCGCAAGAUCUGGCCGAGAGCUAUCAUGCUGUGUCAACCGCCGGUGAUGGAAGUCCCACCGGAUCUGAAAGGAACAAUUGAUGAUGACCCAAACAUGAUACAUGCGGUCCACUUCUAUGAUGGCCUGACCCUUAUUACAAAGCAUUGGAACCGACUCUACAAUGUCGACGUCAUCGGUGUUCUUCGAGGGAAAUACUGGGCCCCGGCCUUUGCUGUCAAACUUGGCGAAACAGCCAUUCGUAACUGUCUUCGCGAUCAACUCAAGUUCCUUCGUGACGAAAGUUUGAAAUAUAUGGGUGACCACCCGAUGGUCUUCACGGAGAUUGGUAUUCCAUACGACAUGGAUGAGAAACACGCCUAUCAAACGGGGGAUUACAGCAGUCAAACAAGUGCCAUGGACGCCAACCACUUCGCUAUUGAAGGCAGCACUAGCAAUGGAUUUACCCUUUGGGUUUAUGCAACCGAGAACAACCACGAAUGGGGAGACCAGUGGAAUGGAGAGGAUUUGUCCAUCUAUUCCAAUGAUGACCUGGAGCUCCCGACCGGAAUCGGUAGCCGGUCGCUCAACCCACAGUCACCUGCAUACUCAGAAAGUCAUUCUGGCAGUAGUGAGUCUGAGGUAGGACCACGGAAUCUCAAGGGUGCUUUAGCAUCUCCAUCGAUCUCAAGUGAGGAACCCACACAACCCAAGGGCUACCGUGCCGCGGAGGCAUUCAUUCGCCCGAGUCCAAUCUAUGUUAGUGGGACUUUGGGGAGUCACGUCUUCGACCUUCAAAAAUGCAAGUUCACCAUGUCUUUAACAGCGAAGCAAGCCACCGCAUCCGACGCCCCAACGGAGAUUUAUCUUCCCGAUUUUCAUUUCCCGGGAGCUGAGACUGUUGUUGCUGUGAGUGGAGGCAAGUGGGAAAUUGACCUUUACGAAAUCCAGAGCAUUAAGAUUCAACGUCUUCGAUGGUGGCACGCCGAAGGAGAACAGAAUAUCCAAAUUGAAGGGGUCAAACGUCAACCGGGGGAGGUCACAAAUCAAACUUGUGAGGGUAUGAGUCUGGACAAUUGCCACCGAGCUCAAUGCCUUAUUAUGUGA
Molecule: messenger RNA, 2253 nt
Organism: Penicillium verhagenii
Lineage: Eukaryota; Fungi; Ascomycota; Eurotiomycetes; Eurotiales; Aspergillaceae
Product: sterylglucosidase 1
Exons: 3
Coding region: 1-2253 (750 amino acids)
Biological process (GO): carbohydrate metabolic process; ergosteryl 3-beta-D-glucoside catabolic process
Molecular function (GO): steryl-beta-glucosidase activity
Source: RefSeq, a predicted model, not a curated record